UCACAUGCCCAACAACCACCGGAAACCUAAAUAUCCUGGGCCAGCCAUCAAGGCCGGCCUCAGAACCUGCUCAAAGAUAUGCCAUCAAUAGCCGCCUGCGGCUUCACAGAUUAUGACGACCGUACGAUCUCCCAGCCUCUGACUUGAGACAAAGCCAUCCCAUCCGCGCCCGCUGCAUCGCCAUUCACCCCUCCUCCAAGGUAAAAGUAAAAACCAUGCGGAACCUCCAUGUUCCCCUCCUCCUCACCUUAACCUUCACCCCCCUUACCCUCGCCGGAAUAAACUGGGACGUCUUCGAGUACGGCGUGGUGCCCUCAUUCAAAUGGUCGCGCCCCUUCCCAGACGACGGGACCGACCCCGGCGGGUUCCACGUCAACUGUCGAGCAGAAGGCACCUUCCACGCCAAGCUCUAUAAGCUCAAAGAUCUCCCCCUGGACCCCCCGACCGGUCUAUCCCCGUGGCACGACGCGAUCGAGGUCUUUCUCAGCAAGCGGGAUUUCAUGGGCAGCUGGGACGGGGUGGACCACAAGGGGAACGACAGGGAGAUCGUGGUCAUGGAGUACGUGGAUGUGCCCGGGCCGGUGAGGGAGUGGAUUGAGGCACAGCAGCAGCAAACGGACGAGCGUGACAAGAAUGGGAGUAGGUGGAUGUUUGCCGUGUUUGAGAAGCCGAAGAAGGAAGGGGAGAAGGUAUAUACGACGGUGAGGCCUAAGGUGACGCCCCAUCCAGCUCCGGCUGAGCCGACAUCGAGUCAGCAGGAGCAGGGACACGGGCAGGCUGCUGGGCAGAUGCAAGAGAGACCAGUCGAGGCGCAGGAGCAUACCCCAGACAUUCCGGAUAAGGACAAGAUUGUGGUGUUUCCGGCUGGUGCGGUGUAUGAGAUCCUGCCGCUGUGGGUGGCAAAGGGCAGCAAAUGCGAGAGCGACCUCAUGGAUCUGUCAAAAUACAAGCCCCAGGCGACAGACCACUCGGUUAUGGCCUGGGUGGUCGACCACACAAAGCCAGAACGCGACCAUGGACAUCGGGCCAUGACAUUCAAGAUCGAGGCCAUGUCGGUGACAGAGACAGAGGACGGGAAGCGCGCUCGUCUGAUGUGGGAGAAGAUGCACCGGGCGAUCAAGAGGAAUGAACGCAGGAUGAAGAAGGAAGAGCGGAUGAAGGCCAAGAAGGAGAUGGAGGAGGGUCGGGUGAGAGAUGAGCUGUAGAGUAUCAUGAUUCAGUGAUGUCUAGACGUUGUAUUAUCCAAGACUCUAGCAGUGUUUAGUCUAUUUUCUCUUCAUCAUUAGUUCAAGCCCUCAAGAGUAAUCGAGUCUC
This is a messenger RNA of Canariomyces notabilis, 1314 nucleotides long. RefSeq lists its product as uncharacterized. The record is from RefSeq and is a predicted model, not a curated record. Bases 216 to 1205 code for a protein of 329 amino acids. NCBI's taxonomy places the organism in Eukaryota, Fungi, Ascomycota, Sordariomycetes, Sordariales, Chaetomiaceae. The transcript is spliced from 2 exons.